This is a messenger RNA of Argentina anserina (silverweed cinquefoil), 2096 nucleotides long. RefSeq lists its product as uncharacterized. Bases 163 to 1797 code for a protein of 544 amino acids. Gene Ontology annotation, biological process: transcription initiation at RNA polymerase III promoter. Gene Ontology annotation, molecular function: RNA polymerase III type 2 promoter sequence-specific DNA binding; RNA polymerase III type 1 promoter sequence-specific DNA binding. Lineage: Eukaryota; Viridiplantae; Streptophyta; Magnoliopsida; Rosales; Rosaceae. Gene Ontology annotation, cellular component: transcription factor TFIIIC complex. The transcript is spliced from 15 exons. The record is from RefSeq and is a predicted model, not a curated record.
AAGAAGAAGAAGAAACAAAUGCCGAGUGCCGCCUGAAGGAGCUCCUCAGUCGUCACCUGAGCAAAGCCCAAAUCAUAACCAGUGAAGCUUGCUCAGAUUCUCGUUGAAUGAAAAGUUGGCUUCUUUCGGAAAUCCAAAAGCAAUAGAGUAGUAGUAGCAGUGAUGGGGGUGGUUAAAGAUGGGACCAUAUCUGGGUGUCUUCCAAACAGCCAAGUUUUGGGGAUCCACUAUCCGGGUUAUCCUUCCUCCAUGUCUCGCGCCAUCGACACACUCGGCGGCACCCAAGCAAUCCACAAGGCUUGUAGUUCACUCUCCAGCAACAGGUUGGAGCUCCAUUUUCGCCACGACGACCCCUAUUCCCAUCCUGCUUUUGGCGACCUUCGUCCUUGCAAAAAUUUUCUGCUUAAAAUUUCUAAAACCAAGUCCGAUCAAGUCCCCACACCUGAAACUGAUCAAGUCAACCUCUGCGCUGAUAUUGUUGCUCGUCUCCCGCAGGCUUAUCACUUUGAUGGAAUGGCGGACUACCAGCAUGUCAUUGCUGUCCAUGCUGAUGUUGCGCGCAAGAGAAAGAGAAAUUGGGUCGAAACAGAGGAGCCACAGUCUGAUAGAGGCGGUCUUAUGGAUAUUGAUAAGGAGGAUGUGAUGAUUCUACUGCCCCAGCUUUUUGCACCCAAAGAUGUUCCAGACAAUUUAGUGUUGAGACCAUCGGGGACAUUGAGUGCAAAAAAGAAUCAAGAACCUUUGCAGCAUCAAUUGGAGAUGGAUAUGGAGCCAGUUCUGGCAAUUGACUUCGGAAUCACUGAGAUUCCUAAGAGAACAAACUGGGAGGAAUAUAUACCUCAAGAUUCAGAUCAGUGGGAGUCACAGACGGCCGUGUCGAACCUGUUUGAUGAGCGGCCUGUAUGGCCUAAGGACUCAGUAACUGAACGCUUGCUUAAUAAGGGCUUCAAAUUUUCAGAUCACAUGCUGAGAAGGCUCCUUUCAAGAGUUGCAUACUACUUUUCACGUGGACCAUUUCUCAGGUUCUGGAUAAAGAAAGGGUUUGAUCCCCGGAAAGAUCCUAAUUCUCGGAUAUAUCAGAAAAUUGAUUAUCGAGUAAAACCACCUUUGCAAGAUUAUUGCGAGGCUAAUUCAGGAAAUCUAACUAAGCAUAAAUGGAGUGAUUUAUGUUCAUUUCGAGUAUUUCCUUACAAGUGCCAUACCACAUUGCAAUUAUUUGAACUCAAUGAUGAUUACAUUCAAGAACAGAUAAAAAAGGCUCCAACUCAGGCAUCGUGCUCUCCGGAGACGGGAUGGUUUUCAUAUAACUUGCUUGAGAACUUGAAACAUCGUGUUCAGGUGAGGUUCCUAUCUGUUUACCCAAAACCGGGUGCAGAGCACUUGCUUAAAGCUGCUACUGAAAGCUUUAAAAAGUCAAAGAAGUUAUGUACUAAAGACAACUUAGUGCGUGAUGAAAUGAUCCAGCAACAAACCAAUGCAGAGCUUACAACCAUUGUAGAUGCUGAGGAACCCAACAAUGUUGAAGAUGAGGAAGAAGAUGAUAUUGAGGCUGAUAAUGGUGAAGAAGCAAUAGAUAGAUAUGAUGAAAAUGAUCUGGUUGAGGAUGGUGAAAUUUCUUUGCAGCCGCAUUCAUAUCUUAAUAUGGAGAACAUUUCAAGAGCUCAUUUACAGGAGCUUUUUGGUAGUUUUCCAUCCCCAGAAGCUGGGGGCGAUAUAAUACAAGAUGCAUUUACCAGUGAUGAAGAAUACCAGAUUUACGAGCAAGAUAGCGAUGACAACUUCUCUGACGAAAACUAAUGCUAAUUACAAAGUUAUUCAGUUGCUGCUGAGACAACACCAUCUCUACAUGUGCUGAAGCAAGGGAGUUUCAUUAGCAGCUCCUCAGUGACAUUUCAAAUUUUGGCAUACAUUUUUCCAGGAAAGGCCUUGGCCUGGAAGUGACUUAACAUAGAUGAAUUAUGUGGCAGCUAUAAUGUAAAUUUCUGAUUGGAGACGAAACUUAAAAAAUAAACAUUUCUAGAUUGCUGUUAGUACUGCCAAACUGCCAAAUGAUAUAUGUAUAGUAGUUUACAAUGGUGAAUCAAAGUAAUAUUUUU